Molecule: messenger RNA, 207 nt
Organism: Acanthoscelides obtectus
Lineage: Eukaryota; Metazoa; Arthropoda; Insecta; Coleoptera; Chrysomelidae
Source: the annotation of a GenBank genome assembly
AUGCCAUCGCUGAAGACAACGAGCAACAAAGGAAGAUCAAGAUACAAGCUUGGCCUUUCGCAAGAAGAGGGUGUGGUCGGAGCACUACAAGCGAAUAUAAGUAGAAGACUUCAUGGAGGUCAAGUAACAGAUGAUAUAACUCACAAAAUAACAAAAAAUGAGCAGUGGUUUAACAAGCAAUGUUGCAUAGCUCUGAAGGAAAAAUAG